This is a messenger RNA of Aureobasidium subglaciale EXF-2481, 758 nucleotides long. RefSeq lists its product as uncharacterized. Gene Ontology annotation, cellular component: cytosolic large ribosomal subunit; ribosome. Gene Ontology annotation, biological process: translation. The coding region runs from base 187 to 750 and encodes 187 amino acids. Gene Ontology annotation, molecular function: structural constituent of ribosome; RNA binding. The transcript has 3 exons. NCBI's taxonomy places the organism in Eukaryota, Fungi, Ascomycota, Dothideomycetes, Dothideales, Saccotheciaceae. The record is from RefSeq and is a predicted model, not a curated record.
GGGUUUGUGAGAGCUGAGGACAGGGUCGCACUUGGAAGGGGAAACCGCGGCUUCCCGAGUCCCGAUGCCAAGCCCCGCUAAUCCAGCGCGCACACCACCCACAGUUUGGACGAAUCUCUCGCCUUUCUCGAUUUUCCUCCUCCAGCGCCAAACGAUUCAUCGAUCAAAACGCCCAAUACCGACAAAAUGAACUCCACCCAGCAGGCUGACCAGAACUCUGGCGACAAUGCCGGCAGCGACAAGUCUGGCAACCCCAUGCGCGAGCUCCGCAUCUCCAAGCUCGUCCUGAACAUUUCGGUCGGUGAGUCUGGUGACAGACUUACUCGUGCCGCCAAGGUUCUCGAGCAGCUGUCUGGUCAGACCCCCGUCUACUCCAAGGCCCGCUACACUGUCCGUACCUUCGGUAUCCGCCGUAACGAGAAGAUCGCUGUCCACGUCACCGUCCGUGGCCCCAAGGCCGAGGAGAUCAUCGAGCGUGGUCUCAAGGUCAAGGAGUACGAGCUCCGCAAGCGCAACUUCUCCGAGACCGGAAACUUCGGUUUCGGUAUCAACGAGCACAUCGAUCUCGGUCUCAAGUACGACCCCGGAAUCGGUAUCUACGGUAUGGACUUCUACUGCUGCAUGGAGCGUCCCGGUGAGCGUGUCGCUCGUCGCCGCCGUUGCAAGACCAAGGUUGGUGCCUCUCACCGCAUCAACCAGGCCGAGACCGUCAAGUGGUUCAAGAACAGAUUCGAGGGUAUUGUCCGAUAAAUGCUUUC